Messenger RNA from Plasmodium gonderi, 6189 nucleotides. RefSeq names its product adenylyl cyclase beta. Gene Ontology annotation, biological process: intracellular signal transduction; cyclic nucleotide biosynthetic process. The coding region runs from base 1 to 6189 and encodes 2062 amino acids. Lineage: Eukaryota; Apicomplexa; Aconoidasida; Haemosporida; Plasmodiidae. The record is from RefSeq and is a predicted model, not a curated record. The transcript is spliced from 5 exons.
AUGAUUAAAAACAUAUUCAGUGAAUACCUCAAGUCCUGUGACUAUGGACAAACGGGACAUCAAUCAAUCAGCAAGACGAGCAGGGAUUAUUCGAAAGAUUAUACUACCGAUUGGAGAUGGUUCAGCAUAAAAUGUGAACGGACAAUUGAAAAUGAACUUAAUAAAAAAGGCAAUCUAGAGGAUCAGAAAAAGACGUAUAAAAACAUUCUCAAAGAAAGUGAAAAUCUAUACACCUUCAGAUCUUUCUUCCCCAAAAUUUUGUUAAAUGUUUAUAGUCGAUGUCAAGAUCCAAAUAGAUUCUUCUCAAAACUUGUCAUUCAGAAGUUCGAUGCGGUUGUGUUUUUCUGUGACGCAAGUGGGUUCUCAAACCUAGCCGAACAGCUAGACAAGCGAAUCAACGGAACAGAACUUCUUGGGAAUUGCCUAAACAAGUUUUUUAACAUCCUCAUUAAGAUUAUCGAUUUCUGGGGAGGAGACAUCAUAAAGUUCAGUGGGGAUGCUGUGCUUGUCAUUUGGCCUUUGAGGAGAACCUCUAAAAAGGGACUUCCAAAGAUGCCAGCAUCGAAUGCAUAUGGAGAAGAUGUAGAAUCGGGAGGCGAUGCAAAACCGGGAGGCGAUGCAAAACCGGGAGGCGAUGCAAAACCGGGAGACGAUGUAGAACAGGGAGACGAUGUAGAAUCGGGAGACGAUGCACCACCUGGAGAUGAUACAGCACUAGGGGGAGGAGAACCCGACGAGGUGCUGACUCCAAGUCAGAACUCAGACUAUUAUCCUUCUGAAAGUGCAUACUCUAUGGGGUACGAAACGGAAGAAAACCAAAAAAAUUCAAAAACGAAUUCAAAAAAAGAUUCAAAAAUGGGUUCAAAAAAAGGUUCAAAAAGGGGUUCAAAAAGGGGUUCAAAAAAAAGACCACUCAGAAACCAGAAAAUAGAAGAUGUGAAAAAAAUAUGUCUGCUAGCUUUGGGAUGCUGCGUAGACAUACAUAAACUCCUCAACAAAUUCCCAACACCGAUAGAGAAUAGAUUUUUAAAAGUGCACAUUGCUAUUACCUAUGGAAAAGUUAGCUUUCUUCAACUGGGGAAUGUACUUAACAAGAGAGAUUAUCUACUGUCAGGAAAACCUCUGGAAGAAAUAGGUAUAGGAGAAUCACUAGCUAAGAAUGGAGAAAGUGUUAUAUCUUACAAAUUCUACAACAAAGUAAAAGAUAAGAUUAUAGUACAAGAGAUACCAAGGAAGAAGUUUUAUUUGUUCAUUAAACUGAAGAAUGAAAUAGAUAUGAUGAAAUUGAAAAGAGAGUACCAAAAGGAGGAAGAGGCAGCGUGCAUACCAAUUGAUGGGAGAAGUGAGCAGCAAAACGGGAGAAGUGAACAGCAAAACGGGAGAAGUGAACUGCAAAGCAGGAGAAGUGAACUGCAAAGCAGGAGAAAUGAACUACAAAACAGAUGCGGAUCGCUGAACGAGGCAAAUUUGAGGCUUGAACAUUUUUACUUCCUUCUAAAAAGCUUUGUUCCAGAUAUUGUAUACAGAAAAAUGUCAAUAGGGUGUAACAUAUUUUUUAAUGAAAUAAGAAAAGUCACCAUAAUAUUCGUUUCUGUAAAAGACAUCGAUACAUCUACAAUGAUAGGUAUAUAUUCAGCUCAUGGAAUAAUGAAGUUAACACAAAAAGCUGUGUUUACCAUGGAAGGUACAAUAAAUAAAUUCAUAUUUGAUGAUAAAGGGAUAUUAAUUCUUAUUAUGUUUGGAUUACCACCCUUGUUCCACUGUGAUGAUUCUGUAAGGGCACUUUUAACUUGCUUUCGGCUUAUAGAUGCAUUGAAAUCUCUAAAAUUAAAUGGUAGUAUAGGAAUUUCCACCGGUAGAAUUUGGUGUGGAAUAAUUGGAAAUAAAAUCAGAAAGGAAUACACAGCCCUUGGGGAUGCGGUCAAUGUUGCUGCUAGACUCUGCUGUAAAGCUGGGAAUAAGGAAAUAUACGUAGAUGAAAACACAUUUAACAGCUGCAAGCAUUCCAUCUCAUUUCAAAAGCUUAUUUCUAUUAAGGUUAAAGGAAAAAACAAACUUAUCAAAAUAUAUUCCCCUAUAGGAACCAUUAAUAAAAGACAUACCCAGCUUUCCUACGACUAUGACACAUCGGAUGACUACUUCACUGAUAACGAGUUACAAGAGGGUGUGGAUGAAAGCGCUGCAGCCAAUGGAAGUGCUAGCCAUAACGGGAUCACUAGUACGAAUGGAAGCGCUAGUACCGCUAACACAGCUAAAACAGCUAGUACUGCUAAAACAGCUAGUAUCGCUAACACCGCUAAUACUGCUAAUACUGCUAAUACUGCUAACACCGCUAGUAUCGCUAGUAUCGCUAGUAUCGGUACACCCGACACAAAGGAGAGUUGCCCCUACGAGGAAGUCACGGAUUUCUCCUUUUUAAACAAAAAUUAUCUAAUUAGAUACUAUGAAAAAACAUUCAGAAGAAAAAUAAACCAACUUCUUGGAAGGAAGGACUGUCUCUACUACUUAAGAGAAAGUGAAGAAAUAGAUACUCCUCAUCUAAAUCAGCAAAUUUGGAGGGAAAAAAAAAAUUGGGAAACUUCCCAUCAGAUGCAUUCCCAACCUAACUCUCCUCCGUGGGAAGCCAUUUAUGGACAUUCCCUCAAUAGCAAAGUAAAAUCUGCAACAUGUGUUGAUUAUAACUCACAUACGGGCCCACUACUUCUACAUGAAUAUUAUGAUCCCUUGUAUUUAGAUUUUUCUCAAAUGUAUAACAUUGGAGGUGUCUUAUUCCUAGAGGGAAAUGAAAACAUUGGUGUAUUCGAAAUGAUUACACUAAUUUCGAAGAGAUUGAAGAAUUUCAAAAUAUUCAAAGUUAGUAAUAUGCCAGAUUCUCUAUACAUCAAUAUUACCAAUUCAUUACUUCCAUGGAAAAUGUUAUGCAAUGAUAUGCUGCACAUGUGGAAAGUCUGUAAUAUGAGAAAAGAAAAUAUAUUCAUUCGAAAAAAUGACAAUUAUAAUGUCCUCAGAGAAAUAACACACCCAUCUUAUCACUGGUUUUUCAAGUGCAUGUCUAGCAUUGUGGACGAUUUGAAUAUACCUCAUAUGAGUCUAAAAGGUGAGAAAAAAAUUUAUGCAAAUGUGUACUCUCAGACGAACAGUGUCCAGGUGAGGAACGAGAAAAGUACUAAAAAGGGAUUCUUAUUCUCCCAACAUUCACAUACAGACAAAGAUACAGAUGCUGGCACAGGCGAUCCUACCGACGAACCACAAUGUGCAGAUACCCUUUCGCGAGAACGGUACACGGGAAAAAUGAGUAGCAAUGGAAAAAACAAAAUUAAAAAAAACAAACAGCACGACAGUGUCGGGAGGGGAACCUGCAGUGGCAGAAGCAGUGGCAGAAGCAGUGACAGAAGCAGUAGCAGAAGCAGUGACAGAAGCAGUAGCAGAAGCAGUGACAGAAGCAGUGACAGAAGCAGUGACAGAAGCAGCGGCAGAAGCAGUCACAGUGAUAGCCACAUUUCUAGUGUGGACUCCUUGGAUACGAACAAAUCCAAUGAGCGAGAAAAUGGAAAGAGAAAAAAAAGAAACCACAGCAAUGGGAAAAAGGAGAAUAGGAAGAAAAAGAAGAAGAAGAAGAACAGCAACAACAAUUUGUGCAAACAAGUUUUAACCACAAUAAGCUACUUAUUCAACAGCCACACUGGGGGAAGGUGGCAUCGACGCGAGACUCAGGAUCUAGCUAGGAGUCAUAACAGAACAGAAAUAAGUGCACAAUCGGAUGGAUAUGCCAUAGGAGAGGGAACCGAGAAAGUAUUUAAAGGGACGAUUGGAGAGUUAACUGUGAAACCACUUGAAGGAUCGUCUGAUGGACGUGUUGAGGAACAGCCAAAAUUUAAAACCGAUUGGAAAGAGAAUCGAAUUGGAAUAAUAAAUUCCAUGAUUUAUUACUUCACUCUACACGAGUAUACAUUCAUUGUUUUCAACUAUAGAACCGGGACAUCAUUAAACAUAAAAAAUGAUGAAACUGCAUGGGAUGUGUGCAAAACCAUUGCAAAAUUGGCUAUGUAUAAAAGGAACAAAAUUUUGAAAAGUAUGCAAAACAGGAUAAAACACUGGAGGAGACAUCACAGCAGAGGGUGCAAUUAUUGCAAAGGAAUUUUCCACAUUCCAAAUAAUAAUCACAUACUUUCAAGUUAUCCAAAGGAUUCAUCCACUUCAGCGAAGCAUAAAGAAUGUGCUGAAGGAGACAAAUAUUCUGAAAAAAAUACGCAUGAACAUGGUACAGAUGCGAAUCUCAUCAAACGGGAGAAUUGUAUGAAGCAGGAAAAUUCUUCAAAUGGACAGUAUCAUCUCGAAUCUAAUAAUUAUUCGAGUUGGAAUAGAAGGGAAAAGCUAACUUGUGAGGAAUCAGACAAAGCAGAUUCGUCACUUAAUAAUGAAAAGGGUCUGAACAAGCAUAACCAAGACGGGGAACCCCUUCCAGAAGAAUACAAAAACGAGGGAAAAAAAGAAGGCGAAAAAAGAGAGCGUUUUAUGAACAAUUCAGGAAAUAAAUGGGAUGACAUUAACAUAGCUCAGUUAUUUCGGGAGGAAAAAUCCAAACAAUCAUACAAAACCAAGCAGAAAUUAUUUAAAACCUUGUAUCCAAAUAUAAAUGACAGCAUAUUAUUGUACAUGGCUCAACAAAAGAUGAAAGGACAAUUAGAAGGAAACACAAAGGAUGAUGAACUAGCCACAUGUGAAAACAGCGAAUUAAGUUAUAACACAAAUAAUAGUCAAAUUAGAGAAAAUAAUCUUCUCAGUAAUAAAAAAACUCAUUCCAUGCAGUGUAAGAAAUCACCACUUUGUAACCCUACGUUUAUUGGAAAACAAAAACCACUAAUUUUUCUAUUUGUGAAUGGAGUGAAAAAUAAAACUAAUGAAUCUAGAGAUAUCAAAAAAAUAAAAAGAUAUGCACAGCAAUGUAAUGGGUGUAUAAAACUUGAACAUUUAAAUAAAGAACAAUUAUAUGAAUUUGUCACAUUAUGCUUAAGGGUUAAAAAAGAAGAAUUGAAUAAUGAAUUAAUUGAUUACUUAAAUAAGACAUGUUUCGGGAUUCCAAAAUUUGUUCAGUAUACUUUAUUUUAUCUACUAAAAAAUAAGUAUAUGAAAAUGUAUAAAUAUCCAUAUGAACCUGAAUCGAUUAAAUCAAUUCAUAAAAAACAGGAUUCAUACCAUGCCUCAAAUUUUACAAGUACCAAAAUGGAACAGAAUUCACAAAAAAUAAAAAAACGAUCUUCCUCCAACGCUUCCUUCUCAUCCAAUCACUUGAUCACCACACAGAUUCGUGAAGCGGUCUCCCCCUCACCUUCUCAUGUCAACCUCAAUGGUGGAAGUGGUGGCAGUGGUGACAGUGCUAGCAGCGAUGGUCAUAUUCAUACAAGUGGCUGUAGUUGUAGUACCACGUACACAGGAUCGACUAAUGAACAGAAUUCCACUUCAUAUACAUACAUCAACGACAUAACAAAGCAAAUAAUUACACAGCAGAAAGGACUUUUGCAUUUUCAGUUUUCCAAUGAAUAUGAGAGUGAACAACAAGGGAGGAACAGCAAUCAUGAUGAGCCCCCAAAUUUUAACAAAAUUGCCUCUUUCACCAGUUCUCAUUCAGACCAGAAAGAUGCAAUGAUAAAAAAUGGCCAGAAACGGUUCAGAUACGGGAUAAAAAUAGAGCGCGACUUAAACUCGGCUCCCCUGGUACCUCGAUUGACUGCCCAUUGUAUGUCACUCAUCGACAGCCUCAACCAAGAGGAACUGCUGCUGGCAAAGUUAUGCUCCUUCUUCAAGCAAAAUUUUAACAUAAAAAAAAUGGAGUGUAUAUACCCGAGAUAUAUUUCUCGAUCCGAGUUGAAGAAAAUCACUAAAGAAUUGCUCAAGAAGGAUGUGUUCCUUGUGUGUGAGGAGAACAAAACGGAUCAAGUUCCAAAAGAUAAUAUAAAUUCCAUUCACAACAUCAAUUUUGUGUAUAGACACAUAUAUAACCAAAUUAGUGAUGUCAAUGAGAGGAGGUACAAACAUAGUUCUGUAUUCAGCAAAAAUUCAGCGGUGCCAGAUGACUCGAUAUUUUUUUGUAUAAAGAAUUUUUCGCUCAAAAAGGUGCUGAAUGACUUGCUCGAGAGUGAAGAAAAGCAAUACAUCAAAAAAAUUUACAAAAAAUAUAUAGACGAGUAG